CUAGAACAAUAAUGUCGUUAUCAUAUCACCUGUAGUAAAUACAACUCAAACUCAUUGAAAUUCACCGAAGAAUCAACACAACAGUCAAACGUUGAUAUAAAGAGAGCGCGGCAGCUCGACUUUUAGUCCUUUUUUGACGCGUUGGGAAGGAUCACUAAAAUCAGUGGCGGUCGGUUUCGUCGUUGAAGAAAAAUCAAGUGGUUUACGGGCUUUACGGUUGUGUGAUUUUGUUUUAAUUCAAAAUGCUAUCAGGAUGGAGAUUAACCUUAUCCAAAUUUUUUCUCAUACCUCAACGAUAUAUACUGGGUAUAAUGGGAUUUUUGGCUGUCGUGAACGCCUACUCAUUGAGGGUAUCCCUCAAUAUAGCCAUUACAGAAAUGGUAACCCCAAGUACUUCAUCCUACUUCGAUCCUGAUUCUUGUCCUGGGCACAGUGGGAAUAGUACACAUACAUCGGUGACUGAUACCAACCUCCUCUACGACUGGAAUGAAUCCACAAAAGGCCUCAUUUUGAGCUCCUUCUUCUGGGGUUACGUCAUAACACAUAUUCCUGGAGGAGUCCUAGCUGAAAAAUUUGGAGGAAAAUAUUCAUUAGGUCUUGGAAUAUUAUCUACUGCCAUUUUUACACUGUUGACACCGACUAUCAUAAUUGCUACUGAUGGAAAUUGGAAGGUCUUAGUAGCCUUAAGGGUUGUAAUGGGAUUAGGAGAGGGUACCACCUAUCCUGCUCUAAACGCCCUUCUUGCGAAAUGGGUUCCACUCCAAGAACGAGCUAAAAUUGGAACUUUGGUAUAUGCAGGAAGUCAAAUAGGUACUAUCGUAAGCAACAGUAUAAGUGGCGUUUUAAUCAACUCGACUAAAAGUUGGGCCUCUGUUUUCUACUUGUUUGGUGGCGCUGGCGUCCUUUGGUUCAUACUAUGGCAACUUUUGUGCUAUUCCGAACCAGAAUCUCACCCUUUCAUCAGCGAUGAAGAAAAAGCCUACCUCAAAAAAGAAUUAGAAAACGUUUCGGAAGAAAGCCUGGACAUUCCGUGGAAAGAUAUUUUAAAAUCUCCUCCAUUAUGGGCUUUGGUGGCAGCUCAAAUUGGUCACGAUUGGGGUUUUUUCACCAUGGUCACAGAUCUGCCAACAUACAUGAGCGACGUUCUUAAAUUUAACAUUAAGGAAAACGGUGUGUGGACUUCUUUACCGUAUGCAGUCAUGUGGCUUGUGUCUAUGGGCUCAGGAUGGCUGUGUGAUUGGUUGGUGUCUUCUGGAUAUUUGGGCGUUACCUUUGCCAGGAAGUUUUUCACUACAAUUGCUUCCGUUGGUCCAGCUAUCUUCAUUAUGAUCGCUUCGUACUCCGGAUGUGAUAGAUAUCUAACCGUAGCGAUGUUUACCGUUGCCAUGGGAUUGAUGGGUCCUUUUUACUGUGGAAUGAAAGUAAACGCAUUGGACUUAGCUCCUAACUAUGCUGGUACUCUCAUGGCUAUAGUCAAUGGAAUAGGAGCAAUAACAGGAAUCAUAGCGCCUUACUUAGCUGGUGCACUCACCGAAGAUCACACUCUGUCACAAUGGAGAAUAGUAUUCUGGAUCACGUUCGCCGUUUUCAUCGUAACGAACAUAAUUUACUGCUUAUUUGGUAGCGGAGAGGAACAGAAAUGGAACGAUCCAGCUAAGUUGAAGGAACGAGAUGUUGAAUCAUCGAAAUAUGGCAGCGUCGCCAGCAGUAAUGGAAAUUCUGUCAAAACUAAAAAAAAUGUCUCUUCCAGUAAUAAUAUUAGCACUGUCGUAAAAGAUGAACCAGCCAAUGAAAACUCUAAUUUGUGAUAAAACAUAUUUCGGUAGAGCUGUGAUAAUAGAAAUGUUGUAAAGUAGGUAAAUUCGAAAAAAUCGUAUAAUUUGUUUUAAACAUUCAUAUAAAAAUGUGACUGUUUUGGAAGCAAAGCGACACACCGAUAUUUUUUUAAGAAUUUUAACUUCAUGGAAAAUGUUCCUUUUAGAAAUUAACGAGUAAAAUAUUGUUUUUUUUACGUUUCAGUUAGGUAUUUACUACUUUUUCACUUUGGCAGACAAAACCAUGGAACUAUUUUUUUGGAGCAUAAUUGUUAUAAAUCGUGGUCCUUACUUUAGAUUUUUAUGUACCCGUACUUAAAUAGUAUUCACUAAUAUAAACAAUAAUUCACGAGAAAAUCUUUAAAUGUUAAUCGACCUGUAAAUCCUUGACGAGAGAAAUGUCAACGUCAACUCAGGGAAAAAAUAGAGUUGGACAACAAAUUAAAUAUUCGUUAAUAAUAAUUUCUAAAAAAACGUUUAUGAAAUCGUUAGGAAAACAUAAAUAGCUAUUAAAUGUCAAUUAAAUAAAUAUCAGACAUUCAUUAUAGUUUACGAGUAAAUCUGUCAAAAUUAUUAAUCACUACCGGUUUCACAGUAUUCAAAAAUAAAUAUGAAUUCAUGCUUUUGAUAUUAGCUAGCAAACCAAUAAAUGAGUACAAAGGAGAAAGUCCAUUAGGCAAUCGCGGUUCCAUUACAUCGCGAGCUGUGCUAGUCUCGCGGUCUCCCGAUAUUCUUUGGAAAAGAGAUAGGCGACCCAGAUAUCACAAAGUCCUCUUUCCUAAAGAUAUCUUGCAUACAAUACAUAUCAGACGUCUGUAAGACUUUUGGUAUUUUCUGAAAGACGUUUGAUGUUACAAAAGGGGACGUCUUUUUUUGAAGCCGUAAAUAAGCCAUACAUUAUACGUCUUUAAGAUGUCUUAUGUUAAUGGCUUACAAUGGUUUGGUUAACCUUAAACAAGCUAUAAAUAAGACUUUAAUUAUUUUUAUUCUGCUAAUUCUAUAACCUGUCUAUAAUAUUAAAUAAUUUAAAAAUAGGUAUCAUCAUGCAAAUAACCUUGCAGGUUAUAAAGAUUGCAAAAUAUAGAAGCAAAAAUAUUUAUUGAUGAAAUACCUUAUAAUUACAGGUCACUAAAAGUUGUUAUUUUCUUUGUAUCGCAUUCGAUCACACCUCUUUGAAUUUAUUUUUCUCUUUCUUUUUGAUUUGCACUUAUCUUUGUAAGGUAAGUUGGGGUAAUUGCGUGGUAAAAUUUGAACAGUUCAUCUUUAGAUCUCCACUGUGUUAGUAUUUCACUUAGAAAAAAUCUGAAACUUACUGAGUAUAUUCUUUGCAAUGUAAUUUAUUAUUUUUGUUAAAUAAAAUAAUUGUCUUUAUUUCUCUUACCAGUUUUUAUAUUAUUUUUUUAAAAUGAUGUCAAUAUAUUAUAUUUGCCCCAUGAUUUAGGAUAAAUGUGAUAACGUCGUCCAAGCGCUUAUUGCGAUUGGUUAGGUAGCCUGUAGGGGGCAUUUGUAAAAAUUUAUUGAAUUAUGUGCAUUUUCUGGUUUCUUUUGGUUCAGGAAGAACUUCUAUUAUGUUUGUACUCUCGACCAUUGAAAUAUCUUCAACGUCAGGCCAAAAGAACUUAUUUUUUUGGAUGUUAAAAAUUUGAUAAGCCAUUCAUCAGAGUCUAGUUUCUCGAUUAUUUUGCCAACAAAAUGCUUAACAAUUUUCUUUGUUGCAAAUUGGACAAACACCCACUUAUUAAUUUCUAAAAUUUGGGGUUCCUCAUAAGUUUCAAUAUUCUCACUUUCUAAUAAUAACUCCUCUGAAUUAUCUGACUCUUGAAAUGAUAAAUGUCCAGAUUGAUGGAUGCUGGAUGCUUUUCUUACCCUAGUUUUUGAAUUCGCCGUAUCGGUAACAUCAUUAACAACAUCUUGCUUUGGCGCUGUUAUAACCUCUAAAUUUUUUUUGUAAAUUUUGUUUGAGCUUGAUUUUGAGUCACGCAUUUUAAUAAAAGUGACUCAAAUGAAGCUUUGCUAGUGAGAGCUUUUGCUGUACUAUUGGUCGUCUCGGCUAGGAUAGUGUUCGCCUUAUCUAAACUGGUGCUCGUUUUUGCUGUGGAGGUAUUUACGGUUUCCAAAUUGUUUAAAGUGUUUGAGGUUUGAGCUUCCCAUCUUUUCAAGAUCUCACUGUCAAAUUUUUCUCCAGGGACUACUUCGUUGUUAAAAGGAACAAU
Messenger RNA from Psylliodes chrysocephalus, 4027 nucleotides. The record is from the annotation of a GenBank genome assembly. Lineage: Eukaryota; Metazoa; Arthropoda; Insecta; Coleoptera; Chrysomelidae.